GGACCUGUCGAACCACCCCACCGGCCGCUCCGAACCGCCCUCCGUUUCAACCGCUCCGGACGUCGCUGAACUCCGCCUUUCGGCUCGAACGCGCGAACGGCCGCGUGACGGAGACGUCGAAGCGAACGAGCGAAGCACGAGACGUGCCGCGCCGCGCCAGCGAGCUGCUGCCAGCCAUUGGAAACGGGGUUGGGAGGUAUGAAUCUGCCUCUCCGUGGCAUGAACACUCGCAAGAUCAGCGACCCGCACCAGGAAAGGACGUUGCAGGCAACAGCGAGGAAGGCCCAACUUCUACAGGACUUCUUACACAGGCAUGGCUUCAGCGAUUCGAACUCCCCACGUGGUGUGGGCGGCUGUCCCCACGGCCAUGCUCCGAAGGUGAAAAUGGAAUAUGCCAUGCCUCUCCACGUGGCCGCGCAGCUCGGCGACCAGGAGAUCGUUCAGCUCCUCCUGAAGUCUGGCGCCGAUGCGUUGGCCACCACGGGAGGAGGGACCGCCUUGGAGAUCGCUGAAGAGAUGAAUUGUGACGGAUCCCACCGUGGUGUGAUCCUGUUGUUGCGCGAGUCCUUGAAGAUGCAUUCGGUCUGUUUGUAGCACGCUGCCCGCGGGGAUUUUCACCGGGUGGUAGAUGAGAUUGACGGACUCCUUCAGAGAUCAAGAACACCAUUCCAGGACCAAUCCUGGAGUUGUUGGGGCAGAGGGGAUGUCGUGGCCAGGGUGACACAAGGGUCGUCUCCCAGGGGGGCC
Molecule: messenger RNA, 747 nt
Organism: Durusdinium trenchii
Lineage: Eukaryota; Dinophyceae; Suessiales; Symbiodiniaceae
Source: the annotation of a GenBank genome assembly